This is a messenger RNA of Osmia bicornis bicornis, 2772 nucleotides long. RefSeq lists its product as uncharacterized. The coding region runs from base 557 to 2665 and encodes 702 amino acids. NCBI's taxonomy places the organism in Eukaryota, Metazoa, Arthropoda, Insecta, Hymenoptera, Megachilidae. The record is from RefSeq and is a predicted model, not a curated record. The transcript is spliced from 13 exons.
UCGCGUUUCCCGACGCGUCAGUUGCUCGCGAAUUCGCAACUCGCGCGCACGUUUUUUUUUCGCGUCGCUCUCUGCGUUGUCCGCCGUGCUUACAAACGACCCUUGACCGUUUCCUUGUUCCAUUCCUCGCGAUAUUGUCCAUCGAUUCUACAUUUUCCUCCUUCUCGACAACGAUCGUAAUCGCGAUCACGUUCCAAGGAUCGGCGCGUUGCGUUGCCAGCUUCGUUCGGCCUUGACGAUUUUCCGCGACGACGCGCGUCGUUUUCGAAAGCUAAUCGACCGAGGAAACUGGCUAUCGCAUUUUCCUCCAAGUUGUUAUCUCUAUUUUUCUAUCAGCUUUCCUCUCGACAGGCGCAUCGAUUUAACUAUCUAACGAGCGUUUCUGUCGAAUCAACGACGUAACGAGGCGCGAAACGCGGUUACGUAAGCUCGAGCCGGUGUUCGACCAGCCGGGAACUAGGACGCGCGAGCGAACGAUCGCAAAUAUCCUUGGCACCGUGCUCGAUACUCGAGGCUCGGACGGGUACGCGGCCGGAAACGAGCGUCGAACGCGACGAUGCUCGCUCCUCUCCUCGUAACGAUCGCGAUUUGCGGAUUCGUGACGAAAACCGAAACGCGGGAGAAUUGUUCCGACACCGGCUGGGAGAAAAUCGGCAGCGUCAAACCGGAAUCCAUAAGCUCACAAACGAUUCUGUACAGCGCCGUAAACUCAAAGGGAAUAACGAAACCCUGUUUCGAGAGGUGCGACCGCGUAAACUGCACCGCGUUCGUGGUAGAUUUCGGCCGAAGCGUUUGUUACAGCGUUCGAACGGAGGACGACGAGUUGAUACCGGAAGCGAAUUCGACCUUCUACCAGCGAGUCUGCGUGAAAGUUCCACAGAGUUGCAAACGGGACAGAUUUUGGCAAGUCGAGAGAAGCCCGGGAGCGGUGUUGAUCGAUUCCGGAGCCUUUCACUUGCCUCAACCCAUCACCAGAAACCAGUGUUACGAAAAAUGCGUGGAGACAGGAAGAAGCUGUCAAUCGGCGCAAUUCCGAACGACCAAGCCGCUCUCGUCCGACAACGCGAUCGGCCAAUGCUCCCUAUCGUUGCUCGAACGGGGGAUCAAACCUCGAGCUUACAGAGCCUCCAUGUACAGAGACGAAUAUCUUUGGGAUCAAUGCCGUAACCUGUCGAGACAAGAAUAUUGCUCCUACGCGGAAUUUCCAAACGCCUCCUUACCCUACUCGGACCUCGCGCUGCUCGAUCUUAACGAGAAUCAGUGCCGACAGAGGUGCGACCGGAGCGUGGACGGUUUCAUCUGCCGCGGAUACACGAUGGACAACUCCUCCGGGGAACCGGUAUGCCUGUUGCACUCGGAGGACACGAACGGUCUCGGUGUUAGCUCGCUGAUCGUCGCGUCGAACGUGAUCUACAGGGAACGGGAACCGUGUCUGGACCUGAGGGUACGAUGCGACCAGUUGACGAUCACGAUCGAGCUGAGAACCAACGACCGAUUCUUCGGUCGGAUCUACCCGGUUGGUCACGCGGAGGACUGUGGUGUUCAAGGCGGAGGCGGUAAUCGCACGUUGUUGGUCUUGCCGAUACCGUCCGCCGAUCGUUUACGCGACGGUAAUGGAAUCCAAUGCGGUCUGAACCUUGCCUUCUCCGUCGACGAUCGAAAUCGGACACGACCCCUGGUCUGGACAACGAUCGUGGUGCAGUUCAACCCGAUCGUCCAACGUUUAGGGGAUCAAGCGGUCAAAGUUGGAUGCUCGUUGAACGAUCAAGAACCCCCGAUUCCGCGCAACGUUACCGUCCACUCGAGCUUCAGCUUUCUCGACCCAAACGCAGGAGUACCACCCAUAUCCUCGACCGUCGUGAACGCCUCGUCCCAAGCGCCGAUGGUCACCAUGAGGAUUCUGGACGAAAACUCGAGGGACGCGGUCGUCACGCACUUGGGACAGAAAUUGACGCUGAGAAUUCAACUUGAUCCACCGAACGACGCCUACGACAUCACCGCCGGUCACCUUGUAGCGAGUAGCGCUUCCGGCGACGCUUCCUACUUGCUGCUGGACGAACUCGGUUGCCCCACCGACCCUACCACCUUCCCAGCCUUGACGAAAGAUCCGCUCGACGGCCGCUCCUUGAUCUCGACCUUCGCCGCCUUCAAGUUCCCCGAUAGUCAACUAGUUCGAUUCAACGUGAUCGUUCGAUUCUGUUUGGAAAAGUGUACGCCGACCAUCUGCAAAGGCGAUCAAAUUUCCUACGGUAGGAGAAAACGAGCCGGCGAACCGCGAGAGGAAACUCUUGAAGAACUGCCGCUGCAGCUCUCUAUAAUCGUACAAAAUCCUGUCGCGUCUUCGCCGGAUCGUUUGUCUUCGACGAGACCCAGCGCAUCCCCUGAUACCGUGCUGAUCACCGGUGAAAACUCUGUGGAUGGACUCUUUUGCGUGGACCCUAGCCUCGCUCUGAGCCUGUUGAUAUUCUGGCUGAUCAUACAGAUCGCGUUAAUAGUCGGCUGUCUGUUGACGGUCGCUCAAUACAGACGGACGGCCAUACGAGCGGAAGAGGAGAGAGCCAACGUGCUGGCCAGACACUUGUACGGCAUCCACGGAGGAAACUUUGAAAUCGCGCGGAGGGUCAGAUGGGCCGACCACCGUGCUUCCUCCUCGUCUUUCGAUUAAAUCAUUGCCCCAUUUGUUGCUAUUAUCCGGAAAGUCAGAGUAACGAUACUAUCGGCUUGUGAAAAUGAUUAAAAACAAUAAUAAUUUUAUUUUUAAUUACACGCUAA